Messenger RNA from Magallana angulata, 1871 nucleotides. RefSeq lists its product as uncharacterized. The transcript has 3 exons. NCBI's taxonomy places the organism in Eukaryota, Metazoa, Mollusca, Bivalvia, Ostreida, Ostreidae. Gene Ontology annotation, molecular function: protein binding. The coding region runs from base 9 to 1262 and encodes 417 amino acids. The record is from RefSeq and is a predicted model, not a curated record.
UCCUUAAAAUGAGGUUCGUUUGUAUGUUAGCCAUUUUUCUACGUUUUACAAGUGCCGAUACCACUUCAUCGUUAACAGAUGGAGAAAAUAAGACUUCAACAUCAUUGGAAGUCAAAGACCAUGAAUGGAACGACUUGAGCAUCCUACGACAGAUGGUGAACCAAGAGACGGUUAUCCGCCUCGCUUUGGUCAAGAACGUCCAUGCACUUGUUAGCGACGUUAGCCUAAUGAAGAAAAGUUUUGCGGCAAGUGAAACAACAAUAUCAGGAUUACAGCAGACGAUUGAAGCCUUGAGCACUCUGGUAUACUCUCUUCAAAAGGAAAACAGCGAACUUAAGAACAGUAGCAUAAUCAGCCAGACCAGAAUGAUGGAGUUUGAAACAAGAAUACAAACAUUAAAUGAAAGUGUUUCUUCUCUACAUGACAAGUUAGACAUCAAUCAGAUGGAAUCAGACGAAAAAAGACGGGAAAUGUUCAACAAAACCAACAGUGUCAUUGGCGAUAUGAAAAUAGUGCUAAGAUAUCUCUCGGUUACCUUGUUUGACUUCAAGGAACACACAGAUUUGGAAACUGAGUCGAGAGACAAAAAAUAUGAAAAUCUUGAACAUCAUUUCAAUACCUCAGUUGAUGAGUUAAAAACUGAAACCUUUAAAACCAAGAGCGGGUUAAGUAAUAUCACAGCACAAAUUCAAAGUGUAGAAGAUUCUCAAACGGAGAUGAAAAGAGAACUUACAGAAACCCUUAAUAGAACAGUCACCAAGUUUGAAACACAGUUUCAAACAUCAGAGUAUGAGCGUCUAAAACUUUCCUCCUCUGUGUCAUCUCUGGAAGUUGCCCAGAUGAACAUGUCAAAAUCAAGAUGUGAUGUAUCCAAAAGAAUAGGAUUUACUGCUACAGUAUCGUCUUCUAGCAGUACCUGGAACAGCGGUACUCUGGUAUUUCCUGUGGUCAUCACAAACGUCGCGAAUGGAUAUAACCCAAGUACCGGGGUAUUUACCGCUCCCACAGCGGGGGAAUAUGUCUUCUUUGUUAAUGUACAGAGUUACAGUACCAAUAGCAUUUAUACAGACGUCGUGCUGAAUGGAGCAACUAAGGUCCGAACAAUGGCGUAUAGUACUGGAAAUGGUGAUUAUUACGAUGCAGGACCUAACUUGGCGGUGUUGACUCUACAGAAAGGAGACAGAGUGUGGGUCAAACAUUACUCUGGUAAAGGUUAUAGUGACGGCAGUCAUAUAACCACGUUUUCCGGAUUUCUCCUUUGAAGUGAUCUUUCAAUAAUUGAGGUUGGAUAAAGAAUAGCCCCACUGAUUAUUCGGAUCUUCAACUAGUUUAUCAAUUACGUGGAAUAGUUCGUAUAAGCUUUAAUCUGGUGGUUAAAAACUACUUAAGGUGGAAUAACACAUCAUCACAAAAUGGUUGACCGCUGAUCUAUACGACAUUUCGUUUUAUUAAAAGGAUUCAUGGACUGAUACAUGUAGCUUACUCCAUAGCCAAGUGGAUAAAGUCUCGAGUUUUUGAUCCGUACAUUCCGAGUUCGAAUCCCGCAGGGGCUGUUGUUGUUACUUACUGGAAUAAUUAUUUAAGAUAUUCAAUUUUUAUCCCCAAACUGCAAAUUUUUCGCUUAUUUGACAUUUGUACAGUUUAUUUAUCAUUAUAUCUUUCAUUAUCAAAAAAUUUCCUAUUAAUUUAAGUGACUUUUUCAGGGUGUGUUAUUCCACCUUAAAUACAAACAUGGUUUGAUUUUAAAAACUACAUUUAUAAAGCAAACAUGACUUUGAAUACUUGUUGUUACUUGAUUAAAAACACAGUGUCACGUUUUUUAAAAUGAAAUAUAAUGUGUGUAUUAAUGAAAUACAGUUUUAGAACUAAUA